Messenger RNA from Gymnodraco acuticeps, 780 nucleotides. Its product is annotated as polycystic kidney disease 1 like 1-like. Bases 376 to 780 code for a protein of 134 amino acids. NCBI's taxonomy places the organism in Eukaryota, Metazoa, Chordata, Actinopteri, Perciformes, Bathydraconidae. The record is from RefSeq and is a predicted model, not a curated record. The transcript is spliced from 5 exons.
CGUUUGGUCCGAGUGCUUCAGUCGGCUUAGGCCACACAAAGUGAGAAACAGACACAUGAUGGGGAGGACACUGGAAACAAUGCUGCUCCAUAAACAAGUAAAACAAGUUGUUUUCACCUGAAAUAACUACAACAAUCUGCCAAUAGAACAAGUGAACAUUUGCUUGGUCUGCUGCUGCGUCCAAACUGAAGCUCCUGCAGUCAGACGGCUGGCUGGACGGACAUACGGUCUCUCUCCACUUCACCUUGUUCAGCCCUGCACCAAACCUGUUCACCAGUGUGACCCUGCACACUGAGCAGAGCCCCCCCGCUGGCCUACUGCCCUCUGCCAGGGUCCAGUCAGUGGGGGGCUGUCACUCUCCUGCUGUGGGGGAAUAUGGUGUGCCAGCUCCUCUUCCUCGUCCUGUCUCUGCUGCAACUCUGUCGUCAAGUGUACGCUGUAGGGGAGCAAGGGCUGAUGGGAUACUGGAGGACUCCCUGCAACUGGCUGGAAGUCAGUUUGCUGACUGGGUAUUUAGUGUACUAUAUGUAUUACAUCUAUCGCUCCGUUAUCGUCCUGGAGGUUGUGGAGCUGCUGCACAAACACAGCUACAGAGGACAUGUGGAUGUCAGCCUCCUGGCAACAUGGGAACAAUGUAUUCGAUCUCUGCGUGGCAUUACACUCUUCCUCCUCACCAUGAAGAGUGUCACCGCGCUGAGAGUGACCUCCUCCGACAGUCUGCACCAAACUCUGCCCUCCAAAGCUCAUCGCUACCCAGAGCAUUACAAUGCCGUUAUGUGA